AUGAUGUCUUCGGUUGAUAAUCGCCAAAACAACAACUCGAUCGAAGACAACAAAGUUGACGAAGUUACAGCAGCUCUUCUAACUCCGCCAGCUACUGAUUUUUCGAAAAAAGCGGCGAGUGGAGUCUCAACUGCAUCUAUCAGAACUGAAGUCUUUCCGACCGAUCAUAGUAUUUCAGCAGAAGGCGACAAUUGUUACGGGAGGGACCAUUUGUUCCAAAAUCCUUCCGAAUUUGAGCCACUUUAUGAAUCGGCGGAGUUUACCAAAAAUUAUCAUUCUGGAGAUUUUGCUCAUCAGAUCACCAAAGAAAACCGAAUUACGAUAACAGAAACUUUAUACGUUCCUGUCAAGAAAUAUCCAAAAUACAAUUUCGUUGGAAGGAUUCUGGGACCUCGCGGAAUGACCGUAAAGCAGCUCGAGAAAGAAACUGGAUGCAAGAUUUUUGUGCGUGGUCGGGCUUCGAACAUGGCGUUUAAUCCUCAUACAAAAAUGAUGCGUGGAGGAGUGAUCUCGAACAAAUCGUCUCUGUCGACCAUAUCCCAAGGUGCUUUGACAGAUGAUCCACUUCACGUCUAUAUCGAAGUGACUGAUUAUGAAACAAACGCAAAACGCAAAAUGUCGUCGGCAGUUUCGAUUAUCAAAGAUCUUCUUUCACCACCGGCAGAUGGAAAGGAUGAAUUGAAAAGACAGCAAUUAGUGGAUAUUUCGCUCAUCAACGGAACAUAUCGUCCAACCCCUGCGACUGCUAAUUCUGUUCACCGUCCUCGAAGAAUCAACCAUGCUGCACCAAACGUGACACUUGAUCCAACAUCGGCUCCGAUUGAGGAACUUCAGCGAAUGACAUUGAAUAGAAAUGAUAACGCCCAAAAGCUGGAAGCAAAAAAUCAUGCCUACAGAAUUCCACAACAGCGAAAAUGGCAUUCACCGCGAGGAUUUGAACAAGAUGCCGAAGAAUACGCCAAUUCGACGUCAUCUCGCGAAUAUGUUACCGAUAUUGUGAACAAAACCAAACAGGCUGCGAGAGUAAUUUUCAAAGACGAUGGCACAUGCGACGAAGAGUCAACGCGAAUCGGCCGCCCGCUUUCACCGGCAACUGUCGCCGAAUCAUUGAAGCUGGUUCAGUCAUUGAUCGACUCUCACAAAAAUAUUCCAAUCGGAAAGAUCGGUGAGCCGCAAUCAACUCAUAGUAUUGUUGAUCAUCCAGUGCUUGACCCAACUCCAGUCCUUCAGCCGCCAAUUGAUUACUCCUACUAUCCAGCGCAUAUGACAUCGGUGUCUGAUAGUCAAGCCUAUAUGUACCCGCCGCCGCAGCAAAUGGUCGAUUUCAUUCCUUCGCCAUACUAUCCGUCCCGCCAAUCCGAUUCGAUGCCUCUUCCACCACCACCGCCACCGAUGCCUUUAUAUCCUCUCCCAGGCUUAGUUUAUAUGCUCCCCGGAAGUUAUAUCGAAAAAUUUGUGCCCCAGGGAUACUAG
Messenger RNA from Caenorhabditis bovis, 1473 nucleotides. The record is from the annotation of a GenBank genome assembly. Lineage: Eukaryota; Metazoa; Nematoda; Chromadorea; Rhabditida; Rhabditidae.